Thalassophryne amazonica is the source of this 4086-nucleotide messenger RNA. It is a transcript of the gene mfge8b, whose product is annotated as milk fat globule EGF and factor V/VIII domain containing b. The transcript has 11 exons. Gene Ontology annotation, molecular function: calcium ion binding. The record is from RefSeq and is a predicted model, not a curated record. Bases 82 to 1539 code for a protein of 485 amino acids. Lineage: Eukaryota; Metazoa; Chordata; Actinopteri; Batrachoidiformes; Batrachoididae.
GCUAACUCUGAGUGAGUCACAGCGCAGCGUUGAGUCAACGCGCGGUGUUAUCGAACCGUUUUACCGACUGAGGCUGCAGCUAUGAAGGACCUUACAAGGUUUUCUCUCUGGCUCACAGUUUUCACAGCUUGUCUGGUGUUCGGAGCGAGCGGUGACAUCUGUGAAGUUAACGUGUGUAGUAAUGGUGGAACCUGUGUGGCCCGACAAGGGGCCCCUUUCAUCUGUGUCUGUCCUGAUGGCUUCAAUGGAGACACCUGCAAUGAGACGGAGACUGGACCCUGCAAGCCCAACCCAUGCAAGAAUGACGCCAUUUGUGAGGUGACUGGCCAGACCCGCCGAGGCGAUGUCUUCAGUGAAUAUGUGUGCAGGUGCCAGCCUGGAUUUGAAGGCGUCCACUGCCAAAACAGUGUCAAAGAGCCUGCUUUAAGUACCAACAAAGAUGUGAACGACUGUGCUGGACAGCCAUGCCAGAACGGUGGCACCUGCAGGGACCUGGAAGGUGACUUCAAAUGCCACUGCCCCUCUCCUUAUGUGGGAAAACACUGUCAACUGCGCUGCAUUUCCCUGCUCGGCAUGGAAGGAGGGGGCAUUGCAGAGUCCCAGAUCUUGGCCUCAUCUGUUCGAUACAGCCUUCUGGGCCUGCAGCGAUGGGGCCCCGAGUUAGCCCGCCUUAAUCACAAGGGCCUGGUUAAUGCUUGGAGUGCAGCAGCACAUGACAGGACCCCAUGGAUAGAGAUCAACAUGCAGAGGAAGAUGCGAUUUACGGGUAUUGUAACACAAGGUGCCAGUCGUGUGGGAACAGCAGAGUUCAUCAAGGCCUUUAAAGUGGCUUCCAGCCUGGAUGGGAGGACAUACACUGUGUACAAAAAAGACGGAAAGAAAAGUGAACAUGUGUUUGUGGGAAAUGUGGACAACCAUAGCACCAAGACAAACCUGUUUGACCCUCCAAUCAUCGCACAGUACAUCCGGAUCAUCCCUGUGGUGUGUCGUAAAGUCUGCACCCUGCGUAUGGAGCUGGUGGGCUGUGAGCUCAAUGUGUAUUCAAAAACUUCAGGUUGUUCCGAGCCGAUGGGCAUGAAGUCUCGGCUGGUGUCUGACCGCCAGAUUACAGCCUCGAGCGCUUUCCGCACCUGGGGUAUCGAGGCCUUCACCUGGUACCCCCACUACGCUCGUCUGGACAAACAGGGGAAAACCAAUGCCUGGACUGCUGCCACCAAUAACCAGUCUGAGUGGCUGCAGGUGGACCUAGAGUCUCCAAAGAAGAUCACAGGAAUAAUCACACAGGGGGCCAAAGACUUUGGCUGCAUCCAGUUUGUUAUGGCCUUCAAAGUGGCCUCCAGUGAUGAUGGACAGUCGUGGACCAUCGUGAAAGAUGAGACCACCGGGCAAGACAAGAUCUUUCCAGGUAACAGUGACAAUAACGUCCACAAAAAGAACGUCUUUGAGCCCCCAAUCUAUGCACGCUUUGUCCGGAUCCUGCCAUGGGAGUGGCACGAGCGCAUAACCCUGCGGCUUGAGCUCCUGGGCUGUGAUGAGUAGCUCCACAUUGAACCCGACGGCGCCCUGUCCUCUCUCUACCUCCUCACCCCCACUCUUCUCUUCGCUGUUUCUCCUGAGCCAAACCUGCACUACCUUGCUCUCAGCCAAAGGGGGCAGCAAAUCACCACACCCAGGCUGGUUGGAGGUGGGAGAUGUUACCCCUAACCUCUGUUCCUGAACUGAUCACUUAAAAAAAAAAAAAAAAAAAAACAUUAAGGACAACUCUAUCUGACCCAGGGUCAGCUAUUCCACCCUCUGGUUAAAUGAAAGGUGAUACAUCGGCCACUGAGGUCAGGGGUAACAAGCCUGCUGCUGUAUCAGACUCUGAUCCUGGAUCAGUUCUUCCUGGGACACUGAACCUCCACACUCCUCAGCUGGUGACACGUGCACAACAUCCAUGACAACAGUUUGUACGGGUUCUACAACUUAAACGCGUUUUGUCUCAUGAAGAAAUGCAGCAUAUGUGACGAUACAGCGACAUGUUUACUUCAUCCUUCACCAAAAAUCCACACAUUUACCUGAAAACUCAACAUACUGGGCAAUAAUCAAACUUCUUAAAGAUUAUGACUUCAGUCGUAAACAGGGUGCUUAAUAUGCAUUAAAAAUUCACAAGCAACUUCGCCAUUGUUUUAAUGACACCAAAAAUACUCCAAGUAUGUCACUGUGUGCUAUAGUUUUAAUAUUUACCUGCUGUGGUUUUGGCAGUAAAACUGUUCUGUUCAGGAUUCCUUUUGUAUAUGCUGGAUGUUUGACUUAUUUGAAGAUGGUGACAUAGAAUUAAUUCGUUACAGACGAGAACACGGUACAGUUUGUGCAAAAAAGAAAAAAACAAAAAAACUGAAUCUACAUAUGAGUAUUCUGUAAAUGCUGAGCAGAUUUAGGCCAAAUCAGAGGAACACUGGCACUCUCUGAUUUUUUUUGAUCCUGUGGGUUUAUUCGGGGAACAAACACAAAGAAGGUGUUUUGAUUGUUUACAAAUAACAAAAUAAGCUAUCAGUAAUGUUACUUCACCAUCAUUUUAAGCACCACAAAUGUUGCAUCAACAAUGGAGGCAACGCCCUCAUGAGGAGACUCCAAGAUGCACACACAUUCUCGAUUGGGGGGGGGGGGGGGGGGGGGGGGGAUCAAAAAAAAAACUAGCCUCAUACAAGAAAGAAAAAAACUGUUUAUUCCAACUUUAAGGAAAUUGUCAUGAAGAAACAGGACUUUAAACCAAGAAGAGUGAAGAUUUAUGUUUUAAAAAAGCUUCAAUUAUUUAGUUGUACAUUAUCAGCUACAUUUUUAAAAACAAACCCACAACAGUGAUAUUGCAGUAUUCGUUUGUAGUUUCCUGCUAUUAUUCCAGUCAUGUUGCAAGAGUUGUACGGUGGGUUAGUGUUGUGCUCAGUCUUGUCUGUUAUUCAGUUUAUAGUAGGAUGACUUUUGGACAGAAACGGCUGUAGAAUUGCUUUGAGUGUAAAAACCACCUCAUAUCGCAGUAAUUAAAAUUUUCUAAUUUCUUACGGGUUCCUGCUAAAAUAUAGGUGAUUUGUUAAUUAUUUGGAUUGCACUGUACGCUGAUAGAACAAGUGUCAAGGAGAUGUCAAAAUAAAGGUGGUUAAAUGUCUCUGGUCGAAGCAAAUCUGAUGCUACUGAAGCGUUUAGCAGUAACUCGCACUCUCUCAGCCGCGCUUAUACUUUUAUUCUUUCUGUCACUUAAAGUUUUGGUGUUUGUUAGUGUUGGGAAUUGAAAAGAGAUCAUUUUAAAGCUUUGUGCGUCGAAGAGCAAAUGGAAAACAUGACAAAGAAAUAUGGACUUUUUUCUAUUUAGAAACCCGUCUUUCAGAGUGGUGCAUCCCUAGCGAGUGAGGGUUUUUUUUUUUUUAAUGAGAAGUGUUGGUCUGGAUUUGGUUCCAGGAUUAUGCGGUCUAAAUGUGCGACCUCACCGAUAAGGCUCCAGGAGGGUAACCAUAUUAAAGCUGAUUGUUACGGUUGCACUGGACAUGUGACACGAGCCGUCUGCAUCAUCUGCUCCUGCUGCCCCGCUCUGUGUCUAAAGCUUUCACCCCAUGAAUAAUGAAUUAUGGGCUUGUGCAAUAUAUGAGUUUUGGUUUAAUAAGAGUAAAUCAUCAGCAUUGGGGUUUGUUUAAAAAUGCAUGGGGGCCAGCAGCACCGCUGAGGGGGUAAGAGAUGGAUGUCAUAUUUAUUAUUGAUUCCUGAAACGGCUGCCCUUGUUAUCCUGCACGUGUUUUAUUGACAAGUGAUGCUCACUUUAACUUAAAUUGAUUAGAAUUUCUUAGUAUUAGGUUUUUGGUGUUUAUCAGCAUUAAAGUUAUUGUAAAUAUUUUCCCACCAUUCAGGUAUUUUAUGUUCAAGCUGUUGAUGGCAUUGGUGUCUUUUAUGAAGUUGAGGUUUUUCUUGGACUUCACAGAAUGUUUGACUGGAUUUGAAGGGUGUUUACUAUUUUUUUUUUUUUAUUAUUAUUCCAGUAAUGUUUCUAAGAGUAUUCCUUCAUGUUUGGCCUUUGUAUCCUAAAAGGAAGCCUAAAUAAAGAAAAAGUAAACACUU